Molecule: messenger RNA, 1257 nt
Organism: Apiotrichum porosum
Lineage: Eukaryota; Fungi; Basidiomycota; Tremellomycetes; Trichosporonales; Trichosporonaceae
Exons: 1
Coding region: 1-1257 (418 amino acids)
Biological process (GO): membrane protein intracellular domain proteolysis; regulation of response to endoplasmic reticulum stress
Cellular component (GO): cytoplasm; membrane
Molecular function (GO): metalloendopeptidase activity
Source: RefSeq, a predicted model, not a curated record
AUGCUUGCCGUCUCCCUCCCCCUCGUCCUCCUCGCCUUCAUCCUCUAUGCCCUUCGAAUCGCCCCUCGGAUUGCCAAACCUGGCCGCUCGUCGCCGUGGGACGUUGCUCGCCAUGGCUUCACACUGCGAAUGAGCACUACCGCACUCAAUUCGCUUCCUCGUGUGGCCAUUGGCAGACUCGGCCCGGCAGUCCGCGGACUUGGCAAAGCAUUCUACAACGUCGGGGCUGUCGCCGGCGUCAUUGGCAGCGGCGUCGCAACUGCGGGCACGGCGUGGGCUGUGCGAGCCGCGUGGACUGCCGUGUGGGCCGAGGCUGAGGCUCAUGCGAUAGAGCAGAGCUCCGUGGUCAAACGUGGCAUUGACGCUGCAGCAGCAGCAGGUGUCCAUGCGAGCAACGUUGGUCUUGAACCAUUGGUGAGUGGCUUCAGACCGUGCGUUGUCGGUCUCACACCUCAGAUUCCCGGUGUCACUGCACCGCUCUCGCAUCUGCCUACCCUCCUGCUCGCGUUUGUGAUUGCCCAGCUCAUCCACGAGUGGGGACACGCGGUCGCGGCCGCACUAGACGACGUAUGCCCGAGCAAGUUUGCCGUCAACGUCCACCUCAUCAUUCCCUCCGCGGCUAUCUCGUUCCCUUCGGCGGUCGACUACCUCCCCUUCCGAUCUCGCGCGCGGAUAUCCACAGCUGGAGCAUGGCACAAUCUCCUGACCUGUGUCGUGCUAGCCGCACUUGCCGCGACGGCAAACUUAUGGGCACCCGUUGACGGUCUAACGAUCGACAACGUCGCAUUGGGAUACGGCCUGGAGACCCAGCUCAAGCCGGGAGACGUGAUCACGCACGUCGACGACAUCCUCGUCGCUCCAGAGGGAAUGUGGCAGCGUGUGAUCAACCAUGAGGAAGACUCGUCUUCGGCUCUUGGAUGGUGUAUUCCCAAAGGUGUGCUCCUCGCUGGCGAGCUUGGCCCGUGUACCGAAAGUCACCUGGUGGCUUUCACGCCCGUCAACUUCAACGCGGAGCACUGCCUCCAGCCCCACCCGAUCUUGAAGGAGCCAGCUGGCGACUGCAACUGCGAAAAGACCCACAUCUGCGUCAAGUUGUCCAAGGAGGCGAACGUUGUCCGCAUCCGCUACUGGGACGGCAAGGCGUCCCAGCAGCUACUCUGGUCCGGUGACAGGACGGUGCUGUACGCCAUCUCGUUCAAGGAGACGCAUCGUCCUCUUAAGUCGUUGACCGAGUGGGCGUCGCUCUUCAACUCGUGA